Molecule: messenger RNA, 594 nt
Organism: Eimeria mitis
Lineage: Eukaryota; Apicomplexa; Conoidasida; Eucoccidiorida; Eimeriidae
Product: phospholipase A2 activating protein, putative
Exons: 3
Coding region: 1-594 (197 amino acids)
Biological process (GO): ubiquitin recycling; proteasome-mediated ubiquitin-dependent protein catabolic process
Cellular component (GO): cytoplasm; nucleus
Molecular function (GO): ubiquitin binding
Source: RefSeq, a predicted model, not a curated record
AUGGAUACUUCCCCCUUCCAGCUGGCCUUCAAAGGCCGCGCUCAUUCUGCUGCUGUGCGCUGCUGCUGCGUGCUGCCUGACGGGUUGCUGCUGACGGGGUCCCUGGACUCUACAAUAGUAGUGUGGCAGCAGGAGCAGCAGCAGCAGCAGCAGCAGCAGCAGCAGCAGCAGGAGGAGCAGCAGCAGCAGCAGACGAACAGCACCCCAGGCGCAGCUACUUCGGAUGAUGGGGUGGUUGGCAGCAGCAGCAGCAGCAGCAGCAGCAGGAGCGACGGCAGCAGCGGCAGCAUAGCAACUCAGAUAAGAAAUGGUAGUUCUUUGGGGUGUAUGUACACCCCAACCAAGGUGCUGCAGCACCACAAAGAUUUCGUUCUCUGUCUCUGUCCCUCUCUCUCCCUGCCCGGGCAGUUCUUCUCCGGCAGCAAAGACCUUACUCUAUGCAGAGUCUCCGCAGACACAGGGACAGUACAGAUGAAAUACCUCGGGCACAAGAGCGCGGUUUGCUCUGUGGCGGAGCUGAGAGAGGUUUUGGCUUCGGGCGAUUGGGGGGGAGAAGCGAGGUGUGUCUGUGCUGGCUCGAAGAGGUUCUGGUGA